Rotaria sp. Silwood1 is the source of this 288-nucleotide messenger RNA. The record is from the annotation of a GenBank genome assembly. NCBI's taxonomy places the organism in Eukaryota, Metazoa, Rotifera, Eurotatoria, Philodinida, Philodinidae.
AUGGCAAAAGAAAUGAACGGAGACGAAGCAACAGAAAACGAAGAUCAAUUUUGGGAAUCAUAUGUUCGAAAGUAUACUAUUACAAUCUGUCAUCCGAUUGGUACCUGUAAAAUGGGAAAAGAAGAAGAUCCUAUGGCAGUUGUAACGCCUGAUACACGAGUAAAAGGCGUAAAAGAUCUACGUGUGGUUGAUGCAAGUAUUAUACCAAACACUAUUUCGGGCAGUACAAAUAUUCCAACAGUUGCAAUAGCCGAGAGAGCAGCAGAUUUAAUUAAGAACAAUGAUUAA